Messenger RNA from Aspergillus costaricaensis CBS 115574, 449 nucleotides. RefSeq lists its product as uncharacterized. The record is from RefSeq and is a predicted model, not a curated record. Lineage: Eukaryota; Fungi; Ascomycota; Eurotiomycetes; Eurotiales; Aspergillaceae. Bases 81 to 356 code for a protein of 91 amino acids. The transcript has a single exon.
CCUUGGUCAGGGUUCGAGAUAACAGCAUCGCAUCACCCUCGAUUCUCGCGGGUGACAACAAUGUGGGCUGGAGGAGGUCCAUGGAGGUGGCAUGUGUUACACACACCCAAGCCCGGAUACAUGACCCUGCUGCAUCUUAUCCGAUGACAAUGCCUAGCCGGAACCUUGAUUUCCCAUACUUGACUCCGCAGACUAAAGCACAUUUCAAUUCCAAGAAUGGAGCAAGCUGGUAUCUACUAUCUAUCUAUCCAUCCAUCUUGCUGAAUCUACUACUACUACUACUAGUACUAGUCCCCGGUCGGCGCGGACCCCUCGGGGUGGGAGGGUUGAGUGCCUGUGAUCUGAUCUGCCACUAAGCGGCCUGUUCUGACGGCUUGAUGCAUAUUUCCCGCUUCCUUCGACUCUCCUUUGGAACAGUAUUCCCAGCUCGGAUAUUUCAUAUAGUGUAC